This is a messenger RNA of Drosophila mojavensis, 1138 nucleotides long. RefSeq lists its product as uncharacterized. The coding region runs from base 32 to 484 and encodes 150 amino acids. The record is from RefSeq and is a predicted model, not a curated record. NCBI's taxonomy places the organism in Eukaryota, Metazoa, Arthropoda, Insecta, Diptera, Drosophilidae. The transcript is spliced from 2 exons. Gene Ontology annotation, molecular function: protein binding.
UGAAAUAGCCAAGUUACUAGGAAAACCGUCAAUGAGAGAGAUGUGGAAUAGCAGCAAAAAUCAAUUGGCAUUGGCAAUCGCCUUGCUUUCACUUCUGGCCAUACUGAAGGGAACGGAGGCGCGACACAGCCUGUUCGACUGUAAUGUGAAGUACAAGUGCUCGGCGGAGAAGGAUUACAUCUGGGCAACCGACGAAGAGCGUUGUCAUGUGAUCCAUAACAGGUGCCUGCUAGAGGUCGAGCAAUGUGCGCGCCGUGAUCAGGGCAAGGCGGAGCUGGUGGAAACGGAUCGAGAGACUUGCAAAAAGACCUGUGAGAGGCCGUGCGAGAGAAACUUUGAGCCUGUCUGUGCUCAGUUCUUCCAGGAGGAGUACAUAACCUUCAGCAAUGAGUGCGAGAUGCGCAACUAUAUAUGCACCCACGAAAGGGCCUACUCGUUCUACGAUCUUGGAAAAUGUGUUAGCUCUCCCCCAUCGCAAAAUUAAUUGUUUUGUGGAGAACAACAAUUGUAAACAUUAAAAUUUAUUUUUGUAUUCAAUAAAAAUAUCCAUACACAAAAGUCAUUCAACUUAUUUCACAAAGUCAGACAGAGCUCCAAUUAUUCGGGUCUUAAGCCUCACACACUUUGUAUUUUUAGUUGUAAUAUAUAAUUAUAAAAUAUGAAGUUCAGAGAUCAGACAUCGCUUCAAACUGGAGCAAAUCCAAUGUCAGUAAUAUAUUUUGGGAUCAGGUUAUUAGAUAUAUCAGAUAUAUCAAGUAAUUAACUUGGGUUGUUCUUAAUUUGUUUGUGUAAGGACAGAUUCAAAUCUUAAUUGAGUGCCUUAGCCAAAUUUUGUUGGGAGUUUGGAGUUAUAAAUAAGCUGGACUUUCUCAUUAAAGACAUCAGUUGUCCACAAGCAACACAUACAGAACCUUCUGAAAUAACAUCAACAAUGGCUGCCACUUUCGUUAUCCUGCUGAGCUGCCUCGCAUACGGCAUUGUAGCCAGUCCUUCGCAAAUUGGAAGCUUGCCUGGCGGUCGCCCAGCUCAAUCUGUCCUGGGUCCCGUAGCUAACAAACCAUCGUCAUCUUACUUGCCACCAGCUAAGCAGGGCAGACGUCCAGGUGCUGAGCCUCUUGUGUCCAUACCCUCGAAUCCA